UAAGGUCUUACAGUCAACAGGCAGACUUCCCGGUGUUUACCCGUCACCAUAGCAGGUUAACCUGAGCCAAUUCUGUAAUAACAGUUCUCUAGGAUCUAUCCACGGACAGAUCAAUAAGCUGUCCGUCUGGUGUCCAGCUGUGGACAGUUUGGGUUACGAUUUGAGGAAGAAUCAUGACGAGCGUGCACCCUACAGCGUACCCCGGAGGGGGUCAACCGAUAGCAGCACAACCCAUGGCUGGAGUGCCCCCACAAUCAGGAGCAGUGGGGUGGUCUCAGACUAGUCAGGUGCCGGCAGGGUGUCCCCCCGGGCUUGAGGGUCUCGUAGCCAUCGACCAGCUGCUCGUCAAACAGAAAGUGGAAGUCUUUGAAGCGAUCACUGGGUACGAAACAAACAACAAGUAUGAAAUCCUCAACACUCUAGGACAGAGGCUGUUCAUGGCAGUAGAAGAUACCUGUUGCUGCACCAGGAACUGUUGUGGUAGCAGCAGACCCUUCGACAUCAAGAUCCUUGACAGAAACAACAGGGAGGUCAUCCACCUUACCCGUCCCCUUCGCUGUUCGUCCUGUUUCUUCCCCUGUUGUCUACAGAAAGUGGAGGUUCAAGCCCCACUCGGCCACACAAUCGGGUAUGUGCGGCAGGGGUGCCACCCGUGUCUACCCAAGUACAAGCUGAUGGAUGAGAAUGAUGAGACGGUUCUCCGUAUCGAGGGACCCUGCUGUCAGUGGAACAUAUGUGGUGAUGUGGAGUUUGAUGUGAAGUCCGAAGAUGAACGAUUCGAUGUGGGCAGAAUUUCUAAACAGUGGUCCGGGCUGGUAAAGGAACUGUUCACAGACACCGACAACUUCGGCGUCACCUUCCCCAUGGACCUUGAUGUCAAGAUGAAGGCGGUGAUGUUAGGCGCAGUCUUCCUCAUUGACUUUAUGUACUUCGAAAACAACAAGGACAGCGUUCGAAAAGAAGCCAACAUGGUACUCUAGGUAAAUCUUUCACGACGCUUACUCAAGAAAGUGUAACACAGAGGAUGGCGAAGAGACCAUCGUGCGUCGUGUCAUAUUGGUUAGGAACAUAAAAUCCAGUGUUCUCAACUUCUUGCCCUACCUAACAGCAUUAUCUCUAUAUAUGUUCAUGAAGUAAACACUGAUAACUUUAUUAUGGGGGCAACGCACAGUGACCAGCUUGUACUUGUUUCUUUACUACUCAAACAAUCUAAGAAAGCAUCCCGUUUCCAUACCAAUAUAUUUGAUUUGACAUGGCCAUAACAGAUUAACUAUACUCAUGUGCAAAAUUCAGCUGUUGUUAAAUUUCAUCAGAAUAGCAUCUCAACAUCUAAACAUCUAAUCUGAAAUUCAUUUUUAAAAUGCUGAAUUUAUGACAUUUACAUUCAUAUAUAAAUCCUUUAUAAAUUCGGCAAAAUUAAGCAAUACCCAUAUACAACAAGCCGGGACAGACGUACAUUUGGAAAAACAUAGAGAUUAUGAAUACACAUGUUGAACAUCGUUCUGCAAAGCGAUCUUAGCGUAAAGACAAUAACGCGAAAUAGUAUCAUAGAUUUACUAUAAGAACGCUUUGUAGAACUGGGCCUGGGUCUGCGCAUGUCAAGAUGCGACCAUAGCCCGCUGUUACACUUGCGACUUGCUACAGACGUCGUAGUUAGAUUGUUUAAAUGAAACAGGUCAUAAAUGAUUUAAUUCUGAAGAAUUAUUUUUACAAACAGAACAGAAUAUCCAUAUUACCGUUAAUCAGUAUGUGAUUUAUUUAAUUUGAAAAAGAAACAUUGUGAUUAUGAUUCGAUUAUUUGUAGAGAGAUACACAUGAGAGUAUUUAAACAUCUACACUGAUUUUUUUUAACCAGUAAGUGUGUAUGAUAUGUCUGCGAUGCCUUUAUGGAAGUAACUUUUCAAUCGUUGCCUCUAUAACUUACUUAUAUCCAUUGUAUAGAAGAACAUAGUGUUAAUGCUGUGGGAUCCAGAUAGAGCUUAUCUCCCUUUGAUCAGUAAAUCGAGACGCAAUAUUGCAUUGAAAAAUAUACAGGUUAUGGGUAUCUUUCUGUACAAGCCUUGGUUAUAAACAUUGCAGAUGGAUGCAUAUGUGUGUGUAUGUAUACGCGCUUUAGAGGGUAACGUGCAUUCUACAACAGAUACCUGAACCCAACCCACUCGCCGGGCAAGCCUCUGAAACAUUGAGGGUGAUGAAAUAAAUCAGGUAUCUUUAACCACAAACGACGUUUGUUUUACUGAAAGAAUAAUUGUUGAAUCUGUCGGAACAGCAUCGUCUAACACCAGUAUUUUGCCACUUUAGUUUUCACUUCCAAAGAAGUAUGACGUUGUUGCCGAGCAACGUCACGGACGUGUGUGAACUGCACAAGUGUUGACAUGUACAAGUACAAGUGUUGACAAGUACAAGUACAAGUGUUGACAAGUACAAGUACAAGUGUUGACAUGUACAAGUACAAGUGUUGUAUACAAUGAGACCCCGGAUAUCCGGACAGAUUCGUUUUUACUGAAUAUCCGGAUAUCUGGAUUUCUGUCAUCCAGGCUUACUGUAUAUUACCGUCUAUAAGCCAAAUUUUGAGGAUAAAAACGCAGUGUGUAGAAGGGGUCGGCUUAUCUAAAGUAUACAGCUAACGAAUUUCGUCAUAUCGGUUAUUUUUACCAUUGAGCAUUCCACCUACCUUUUUCCUUUACUUUAGUACUUUUAUACAUGAAUUAAAUGUACAUAAUGAGAUUGGCCCUUUUAUCAAUGUGUUAUGGUUUAGAAAUAAAAUGUAUAAAUAUC
This is a messenger RNA of Haliotis rubra (blacklip abalone), 2778 nucleotides long. Its product is annotated as phospholipid scramblase 2-like. NCBI's taxonomy places the organism in Eukaryota, Metazoa, Mollusca, Gastropoda, Lepetellida, Haliotidae. The transcript is spliced from 9 exons. The record is from RefSeq and is a predicted model, not a curated record. Gene Ontology annotation, molecular function: phospholipid scramblase activity. Bases 174 to 980 code for a protein of 268 amino acids. Gene Ontology annotation, biological process: plasma membrane phospholipid scrambling. Gene Ontology annotation, cellular component: plasma membrane.